CAGUGGGACUGGGUAAGGGGAGUUACCUGGCAAAGAUUUCCUGAGCCUCACCCUCUUUAAUAAUCCUGGAUUUGGACAAUGUGCUUGGCUAAAUACUCGAGUGAAAGACUCUGAACAAGACUGAAGUGCUUGCAGGGCUGUAGUGGAGUUGUCCUCUGAGAGUGUGAAGUGAUGGCACUCAAGGACAGGAUGCAGUUCCCGCUGCCCCUGCGUGCAGCCUGCAGCCUGCUGGGCUGGUUCUGCCUCUACAAGUGGUUCUGCCACCGCUACCGGCACCGGAACCUCGAGUGGAGCUGCAGGCUGGUCACGCUGACCCACGGCAUCCUGGCCACCUGCCUGUCCGCUUACAUCGGCUUCAUCGAUGGCCCCUGGCCCCUGAGUCACCCAGGGUUACCCAACACCACCCUUCAGGUGCACGGGCUGUGCCUUAGCUUGGGCUACUUCAUCUUCGACCUGUGUUGGUGCGUGUACUUCCAGACAGAGGGUGCCCUGAUGCUGGCCCAUCACCUGGUGAGCAUCGUGGGCAUCGCCGCCUCCCUGGCCCUGGGCGAGUCGGCCGCCGACGUCAACGCCGUCAUUUUCGGCAGCGAGAUCACCAACCCCCUGCUGCAGGCCCGCUGGUUCCUCAAGGAGCUGGGCCGCUACCACACCCUCACGGGCGACCUGGUGGAUUUCCUCUUCGUGGUGCUCUUCACCGGCGUGCGCAUCGGCGUGGGGGCAUGGCUGAUGUACUGCGAGCUGGCCUCGCCCAGGCCGCGCUGGUUCAUCAAGCUGGGAGGGGUCGUCAUGUACGUGGUGUCCUGGCUCUUCAUGGUCAGCAUCUGCCGCUUCGCCCGCAGGAAGAGCAUGAGGAAGUACCAGGAGUGGAGGAGCCGCCGGAGCCGCGAGCUGGGCUUCAAAACCAACGGGCACCUCAAAGGUCACUGAGCCGAG
This is a messenger RNA of Sturnus vulgaris (Common starling), 933 nucleotides long. It is a transcript of the gene TLCD5, whose product is annotated as TLC domain containing 5. The record is from RefSeq and is a predicted model, not a curated record. Gene Ontology annotation, cellular component: membrane. NCBI's taxonomy places the organism in Eukaryota, Metazoa, Chordata, Aves, Passeriformes, Sturnidae.